AUGCACAUGCUCGAGACACCUGGUGCAUGCGCCUUCAAACAAAGAACUAUGUGUGCCUCGCCCUGGGCGAGUAUACUGACAAAUACCAUUUGCCAAAAGCCCAUUGUUAUCGAAAUCGCCUUUGUCACAACGAGGCACUUAACCAGAGCAGCCACAGAGCCUCCUAUAAGAGGGAGUAAUCAACCUAGUUAUGCAUGGCCACUAUUUUACUCCUCUCUAAGAAAGGAAACCAUGGGCAUGUGCUACUCGGAGAGAAUAGCCAGCAUCUGCAAAGAGUGUGAUGAGGUCCUCUGGCGCGGACAUCCCAAAUACAACAAAUGCUUACAGGUGCUGAGGGACAAGAGACGCUUUGGUUCUUGCGGGAGCGCGAACCAAAUCACUAACACUACACCGACAGCACUCUGCCGGAAGUGCAGAAAAGCAAGUGUAGACCAUGAAUCAAGGGUAUCAUGGGAUAAAUGUUAUAGAAGUAGACUGUGGUGCUUUGGCUAG
Molecule: messenger RNA, 492 nt
Organism: Pseudomassariella vexata
Lineage: Eukaryota; Fungi; Ascomycota; Sordariomycetes; Amphisphaeriales; Pseudomassariaceae
Exons: 1
Coding region: 1-492 (163 amino acids)
Source: RefSeq, a predicted model, not a curated record